This is a messenger RNA of Alternaria alternata, 852 nucleotides long. RefSeq lists its product as hypothetical. The record is from RefSeq and is a predicted model, not a curated record. Bases 1 to 852 code for a protein of 283 amino acids. NCBI's taxonomy places the organism in Eukaryota, Fungi, Ascomycota, Dothideomycetes, Pleosporales, Pleosporaceae. The transcript has a single exon.
AUGUUCACGGAAACACACCUGCACAUGCUCAUCGCAACCCUAACGCUCACUCUCCCCCUCAUAACAGCCAUCUACAUCCAUGCCGACUACUGCGCCUUCCUCUCCCUUGGCCCCGGCGGCACGCCAGCAACACCCCUAGGCUACCUGAAGAUCAAACUCUUGUCGCUAAUCUGCCUACGCAACCCCCUCCGCCCAAUUGCGAUACCACCGCACUUCCGGCCGCAAAAAGGGUAUUUCGUAGAUGCCGAUGCGUUGCCAGGAAGGAAAGGGCCAAAGCCGUUGAUUCGAGGUAUUGCGCCACAGCGGCAGCAGACGCAGAAGAGUGGAGAGGCUGUCUACAGUUGUCUGGUAAGCAAGAUCAAGGGCCUUGCGGCGGACCCCCGCAACCAGCUACUGGAACGAACGAGUUGUUUUGAGAAGCAUAGCUCGGGGUUGUUUACUAGUGUGCCAAUUACGAGGACGUGUGGAGGGGAAAUUUGUCAUGCACACCCGAGUGAUGGGUCUAUGCAUAUGACUUUGCAUCCUGCCGAUGCCAAUCUUAUGAUUGAGAAAGGGUGGGGGGAGAGACAUCCGUUGGCGAGGGGGGGUUGGUGUAGAAAGUUUGUUCCGAGAGAGUUUAUGCUGAUUUAUGCACCGAGGGAUGAGGAGGAGGUGGAGGUUGUUGCUAGGAUUAUCGCGGCGGGGAUUUGGUGGGUUAGUGGUGUCGAUGUCAACGGGGAUGAGGUGGGGCCUAGGAGGAGGAGUGCGGAUGUUGCAGCGAUUGGGAAGGAAAUGGAGGGGAAUGAGUGUUGGACUUGUAGGGUUAACAACUGUGGGGGUAGUCAGGUGGAGAAGCUGACGAGCGACGCGUAA